GGGCUUCGCAAACACACUACAACAAGACAAGUGAAGAUGGCGGAUGUGUUGAGUGUUCUCCGUCAGUAUAACAUCCAGAAAAAAGAAAUCGUCGCUAAAGGAGAUGAAGUUAUAUUUGGAGAGUUCUCCUGGCCGAAAAAUGUCAAGACCAACUACAUAAUCUGGGGUACUGGUAAGGAGGGCCAGCCCAAAGAGUACUAUACUUUGGACUCUAUCUUGUUCUUGCUCAACAAUGUGCAUCUCCCGCAUCCAUCCUAUGUGCGAAGAGCUGCAACAGAAAACAUCCCUGUUGUCAGACGACCUGAUCGAAAAGGCUUGCUCUCGUAUCUCAAUGGCGAGAGUUCUACAUCAACAAGUAUUGACAGAAGUGCACCUAUAGAAAUAGGUUUGCAAAGGCCAACACAAGUCAAACGAGCAGCUGACGAGGUAUCUUCUGAAGCCAAAAAACCAAGGAUUGAGGAUGAAGAGCGAGUGCGUCUGGACAAGGAGCGUCUGGCUGCCCGUCUGGAGGGCCACAAAGAGGGCAUCGUGCAGACUGACCAGAUCAGAUCCCUGUCUGAGGCCAUGUCAGUGGAGAAAAUUGCAGCCAUCAAAGCCAAGAUCAUGGCCAAGAAACGUUCCACCAUCAAAACAGAUCUGGAUGAUGACAUAACCCUGAAGCAGAGAAGCUUUGUGGACGCUGAGGUGGAUGUCACCAGAGAUAUUGUCAGCAGAGAGAGGGUCUGGAGGACCAGGACAACCAUUCUCCAGAGCACUGGAAAGAACUUUUCCAAGAACAUCUUUGCCAUCCUUCAGUCAGUGAAAGCCAGAGAGGAAGGGCGUGCUCCAGAGCAGAGACCAACACAGAACACUACUCAAGCGGACCCAUCCCUAAGGAACAAGCAGCCUGUCCCAGCUGCCUACAACAGAUACGAUCAAGAGCGAUUCAAAGGAAAAGAGGAAACUGAGGGUUUCAAGAUCGAUACCAUGGGAACCUACCACGGCAUGACCCUGAAGUCAGUGACGGAAGGAGCAUCUGCUCGGAAGGCCCAGACCCCAGCGCUACAGCCUGUCCCUCGUCCAGUUUCACAAGCCAGACCACCACCAAACCAGAAGAAAGGGUCCCGGACGCCCAUUGUCAUCAUCCCUGCUGCCACCACCUCACUCAUCACAAUGCUCAAUGCUAAGGAUCUUCUGCAGGAUCUAAAGUUUGUGACACCAGAAGAGAAGAAGAAGCAGGGCAUCCAGCGCGACAAUGAGGUCCUGCUUCAAAGACGCAAAGACCAGAUCCAGCCUGGUGGCACAACACUGAGUGUCACUGUACCUUACCGCAUCAUCGACCAGCCGCUCAAACUGGCUCCACAGGACUGGGACCGAGUGGUGGCUGUGUUCGUGCAGGGUCCUGCCUGGCAGUUCAAAGGUUGGCCGUGGCUGCUUCCUGAUGGAUCACCUGUCGACAUUUUCGCCAAAAUUCGAGCCUUUCAUUUGAAGUAUGAUGAGGCAAAGACAGACCCCAACGUGCAGAAGUGGGAUGUGACCGUCCUGGAGCUGAGCCGCCACAGGCGCCAUCUGGACCGGCCUGUCUUCCUGCGCUUUUGGGAAACCCUCGACAGAUACAUGGUGAAACACAAAUCUCACCUCAGGUUCUGAGCCCAGAUCACAGCGUCCAUCUCUGACCUUCCAGCUCUCCUCAGUCCCCUUGCAGAGGUAGCCCCUCUCAUCCAAGCUGCCAUCUCAUCUUCCGACAUGAUCCCCAUUUUAAUAGGAGAAGGAGGACAGAUUAUCCAGUGGACUUCCUCCAACACUUCCUUGAGGACUCCUAAUGCAAUGCAAUCUGCUGGAUAUGUUGCUCUGGACACCAGAGAGGAGAUUUAGGGGAUUUUUGUGUUUUUGUUGUAAUUGUUUUCUAAUGUUUUCAUGUAGUUAAAAAAAAAAUACCAAAAUAUGUUUUAUAUAAAAAGGCAACAUACUGUGGAAACAAUUUAAAUGAGAGAUUAAGCAACAUGGUGGGGUCGGAGGCAGAGGACGUUUGCAUUUUUGUUAAUGAAUUGUCAGUGAAUUCAAUUCAGAAGUGUUUAGAUUGCAAGAAACGUGAAAAUGACUCUUGGUACAAACAGAACAGCCACUGAGUUUGAGGAAAGAGACUUCCUAUACACUUAUCCUUUUUUAUUUUGGGUGUUUGUGGUCUGAAUGUACAUAUAAGAUAAAACCUGUCAGAGCCAAAGCUCUUUGAGCAGAGAGGAGGAUGCAGGUAAGUGCUUUGUUAAUAAUUCAGAAAACUACUCUGCUCUGGCUAAGUAAAAUGAUCUCUGUCUGUUCCUAGAUCAGUUUUUGACAGAUCAGCACAUUUCUGGGUCAUGCAAUGACCUUGUUAAAGUCUUUUUUUUUUUUUCCCCUUCUUUGUUGGUGUUGUGCUAGAGGAGAAAAGUGAUGGAAAGUAUUGCUUUAAGUCAUCACAUGAAAAUAGACAAUAAAGCCUCAGAGAAACAAA
Molecule: messenger RNA, 2470 nt
Organism: Dicentrarchus labrax (European seabass)
Lineage: Eukaryota; Metazoa; Chordata; Actinopteri; Moronidae
Gene: cdc73
Product: cell division cycle 73, Paf1/RNA polymerase II complex component, homolog (S. cerevisiae)
Exons: 17
Coding region: 37-1629 (530 amino acids)
Biological process (GO): positive regulation of transcription elongation by RNA polymerase II; transcription elongation by RNA polymerase II
Cellular component (GO): Cdc73/Paf1 complex
Molecular function (GO): RNA polymerase II complex binding
Source: RefSeq, a predicted model, not a curated record